AUGAUGAAAGUGGCCCUUGUCCUGCUGUUAGCUGGCUACGCUUAUGGGUGUGGCACACCCACCUAUACGCCCUCUGUGAGCCGUGUUGUUAAUGGGGAAGAUGCUCGACCCUACAGCUGGCCCUGGCAGAUCUCUCUGCAAUAUCUCAGCGGCUCCACCUACCGUCACACCUGUGGAGGCACUCUGCUCGCUCCCAACUGGGUCAUGACUGCGGGCCACUGCAUCGGAGCUCGUACCUAUCGUGUGGUGCUGGGCGAGUACGACCUCACCAAAGAGGAGGGCUAUGAGCAGAUCAGAAGUGUGGAGAAGAUCGUGGUUCACCCAGGCUGGAAUGAUAACUGCCUGUCUUGUGGUAAUGACGUUGCGAUGAUUAAACUGGCCUCACCUGCCAUUGUGAACGACAAGGUGCAGCCCUCCUGUGUGCCAGAGAGUGGAGAGAUCGCUCCUCACAAUGACCCCUGCCAAAUCACGGGCUGGGGAAGACUCUACAGUGGUGGUCCCAUUGCCUCUAAGCUCCAACAGGCUCUCCUUCCUGUGGUUGGGCACAGCGUCUGCAGCAGCAGCGGCUGGUGGGGGAGCUCUGUGAAACCCACAAUGAUCUGCGCUGGUGGUGACAUCCGAUCUGGCUGCCAUGGGGACUCAGGAGGCCCUCUGAACUGCAGGGGUGGUGAUGGGAGGUGGUACGUGCAGGGUGUGACCAGCUUCGUCUCCUCUCGAGGAUGCAACACCCUCAUGAAGCCCACGGUGUUCACUCGCACCUCUUCCUUCACCAAGUGGAUCAGUGACACGAUGCUGCAGUACUGA
Micropterus dolomieu (smallmouth bass) is the source of this 804-nucleotide messenger RNA. Its product is annotated as proproteinase E-like. Gene Ontology annotation, biological process: proteolysis. NCBI's taxonomy places the organism in Eukaryota, Metazoa, Chordata, Actinopteri, Centrarchiformes, Centrarchidae. Bases 1 to 804 code for a protein of 267 amino acids. Gene Ontology annotation, molecular function: serine-type endopeptidase activity. The record is from RefSeq and is a predicted model, not a curated record. The transcript has 8 exons.